GAAUUGAAUCCACCCCCGUCCCCGGGUCGAGUGUCGAGAACUCGUAAAGAUUACAAAUCGAUGCAUACACAAUUCAAUUGUCAUUAACAAAUAUCAAUCGGAGAAUGGGAAGCGACAGCAAAUCCAAGGACCAGGAGAAGAAGAAAACCAGGAAGAGAAGCCCCUCUUCUUCUGCCUCCGAAGAUGAAGGAAAACACAGAAAACGGCAUAGAAGGGAAGAAGAACGGGAAAGGAGAAGCAGCAAGAGUGAUAAGAAAGAGAAGCGAAGGUACAAGAAGUCUCACAAGCACCGCUCUGAUAAAGAUAAGAAAUCAAAGGAUAAGCAUAGUGGCAAACAUCGCAAAGGUGAUCAUGGCAAGAAAUUCCAAGAGCUUUCCAAUGAUGAUUACUUCUCUAAGAACAACGAAUUUGCAACCUGGCUGAGGGAAGAGAAGAAGAUGUUUUUCUCUGAACUUUCAUCAGAGACUGCACGCGAUUUGUUUACAGACUUUGUCAAGGACUGGAACAAUCAAAAGCUUGACUCUCGAUACUAUGAAGGCAUUUCAAGUGGGCCACGGAGUGCCCAUAACUGGACAUUCAAAAACAAACAGUUCGAGCUGGCUUGCUGCUGUAGGAAACUCUCUAUUUUCAGUUCCAAAUAUCCACUGACCACCAUUCUUUUCCAUCAAAAUCUUUUAAACACAAAACCUUUCUCAACAAUCUCAUUACCAUGCAUGGAAAUAGAAGAACUCACAAACACAAAUAUCGUCGCAUGCAGAAAUCAUGGGGCUUCUAUUCCCCUUUCAAGCCACCCGAACCCGGAAAUAUCCUGCUUCUAUCAAAAGGGUUUCUCGCAAAUCACCAACGAAGUCGCUGGCAAAGCCUUACACGCUCUUUGCAUUAAAGGCUUAGCUAAUCUUGGUGUGUUUUGCAAUAAUACUUUAAUAAAUAUGUAUUCCAAGUUUGGCGACGUAGGUAUUGCUCGUUAUGUGUUCGAUAAUAUGUGUGAAAGAAAUGAGUCUUCUUGGAACCACAUGAUGAGCGCAUUUGUACGCGCAGGUCUAUAUAGGGAAUCGAUUGCGUUUCUUAAUGAAAUGCGUGAUUCUGGCAUUAAUCCUAGUGGCUUUGCACUUGCUAGUUUGAUAACCGCAUGUGAUAGGUCGGGGUGUAUGUUAAGUGAAGGGAUUCAAGUCCAUGAUUUGGUUGUGAAGUUUGGCCUUCUGGGUGAUGUUUAUGUGGGUACGUCGCUUUUGCAUUUUUAUGGGACUUAUGGGUUGGCUUUUAAUGCAAGGAAGCUCUUCGAAGAGAUGCCGGAUAAGAAUGUAGUUUCUUGGACUGCGAUGAUGGUUGCUUAUUCAGAUUUUGGAGAUCCAACGGAAGUUAUGAAUAUAUAUUCACGAAUGAGGCUUGAAGGACUGAGUUGCAAUGCCAACACAUUAGCUACUGUAGCUAGUUCUUGUGCGUCACUUGUGGAUGGAUUCUUGGGUCAUCAAAUUCUUGGGCAUGUUAUAAAGUUUGGGUUAGAAACUAAUAUUUCUGUAGCGAACUCUCUCAUAUCGAUGUUUGGUAGUUUAGGUAGAGUGCAAGAAGCUUGCCAUAUUUUUGGUGGUAUGAAUGAACGUGACACAAUCUCAUGGAACUCUAUGAUUUCCGUAAAUGUGCAUAAUGAUCUUUGUGAAGAAUCUCUAAGAUGUUUUCAUUGGAUGCGGCAUGUUCAUAACCAUAUAAAUUCCACCACACUUUCAACUCUUUUAUCAGGCUGUGGCUCGUUAGAUAAUUUGAAAUGGGGCAGAGGAAUUCACUCCCUAGUAGUAAAAUUUGGAUUGGACACAAAUAUUUGCACAUGCAAUACUCUCAUAGGAAUAUAUUCAGGUGCUGGGGAAUCUGAACAGGCAGAGUUGGUAUUCCAAAGAAUGGCUGAAAGGGAUUUGAUUUCAUGGAAUUCCAUGAUGGCCUGCUAUGCUCAGUAUGGGAAGUGCCUAGAUGCCUUGAAAAUAUUUGGUAGAAUUUUUAACAAGUCAAAAGUAGCAAAUUUUGUGUCUUUUACAAGUGCAUUAGCUGCCUGUUCAGACCCGGAAUUUAUCACCGAAGGCAAGAUUCUUCAUGCCCUUGUAAUCCUGACAGGUUUACAUGAAAAUCUGAUUGUUGGCAAUGCAUUGGUUAGUCUCUAUACAAAGUCUGGAAUGAUGGUUGCAGCCAAAAAGGUAUUUCAAACGAUGCCCAGGAGGGAUGAAGUGACUUGGAAUGCGCUUAUUGGUGGUCAUGUGGAUAAUGAAGAACCAGAUGAAGCAGUAAAAGCCUUCAAAUUGAUGAGAGAAGAAAGUAUACCUGCAAACUAUAUUACUAUUGCAAAUGUUCUUGGUGCUUGCUUGUCUCCAAAUGAUCUGCUGAAACAUGGGAUGCCCAUCCAUGCUAUUAUAGUUCUUACAGGAUUGGAAUCAGAUCAUUAUGUGCAGAAUUCACUCAUCACGAUGUAUGCCAAGUGUGGUGAUCUGAAUUCCAGUAACCAAAUCUUUAAUCGGUUAACUAAUAAGAAUGCCGUAGCAUGGAAUGCCAUUAUGGCUGCAAAUGCUCAUCAUGGCCAAGUAGAAGAGGCUUUGAAAUUUCUUGUGGAAAUGAGACGUGCAGGAGUAGAUUUGGAUCAGUUUGGCUUCUCUGAAUGCCUUGCCGCUACUGCUACAUUGGCAAUAUUGGAGGAAGGCCAACAGCUUCAAAGUUUGGCAAUCAAACUUGGUUUGGACUCAGAUCCUUUUGUCGCAAAUGCCACAAUGGAUAUGUAUGCAAAAUGUGGAGAAAUAGAUGACGUGUUAAGAAUAAUUCCUCAACCACUUGAACGGUCUCGAUUAUCAUGGAAUAUAAUGAUAUCAUCUUUUGCCAGACAUGGGUUUUUUGAGAAGGCCAAGGAAACUUUUAAUGAAAUGAUGAAGUUGGGAGUUAAACCUGACCAUGUUACCUUCGUUUCUCUUCUUUCUGCGUGCAGUCAUGGGGGCUUAGUGGAGGAGGGUCUGGCAUACUAUCAUUCAAUGAUAAAGGAGUUUGGUAUUCCAGCAGGAAUAAAGCAUUGUGUAUGCGUUGUUGAUCUUCUUGGACGAUCAGGAAGGCUUUCUGAGGCUGAAACUUUCAUCAAGGAAAUGCCAGUUCCACCAACUGACCUUGUUUGGCGAAGCUUGUUGGCUGCAUGUAAAAUCCAUGGCAAUCUGGAAAUUGGGAGGAAAGCUGCAGAAAAUCUCUUUAAACUGGAUCCAUCAGAUGAUUCAGCAUAUGUUCUUUAUUCAAAUGUCUGUGCAAGCACUGGGAGAUGGGAGGAUGUAGAGACUCUUAGGAGCCAAAUGGGAUCAAAUAACAUAAAGAAGAAACCUGCAUGCAGUUGGGUCAAGUUGAAGAAUAAAGUUAGUUCUUUUGGAAUGGGGGAGCAGUCUCAUCCACAGACUAGUCAUAUAUACACAAAGUUGGAAGAGCUUAAGAAAAUGAUUAAGGAAGCAGGUUACGUACCUGAUACAAGCUAUGCCUUGCAAGAUACAGAUGAAGAACAGAAGGAACACAAUCUCUGGAACCAUAGUGAAAGACUUGCCCUUGCAUUUGGCUUGAUCAAUACUCCUGAAUAUUCAACUGUUAAAAUUUUCAAGAACCUUCGUGUUUGUGGUGAUUGUCAUUCUGUUUACAAGUUUGUUAGUGGACUUCUUGGGCGGAAAAUCAUACUACGAGACCCUUAUCGCUUUCAUCAUUUUAGCGGAGGUAAGUGUUCUUGUUCUGACUAUUGGUGAUAGAAGUAUUAUAGCUCAAGAAUGUAGCUUUGAGACACAUUUACAGUAGUUAUAUUGAGUAUUAGAGAUCAAAUGAUGUAAUACAGGGUGUGAAACAAAUUCACAACUCAUCCCUCUUCAUUACAUGUGGAAAAAUUAUCUUUGGCAUUGAUUUUCGUAUUCAUGCAUUUUAGACUUUUUCUUC
This is a messenger RNA of Hevea brasiliensis (rubber tree), 3927 nucleotides long. RefSeq names its product pentatricopeptide repeat-containing protein At1g11290, chloroplastic. NCBI's taxonomy places the organism in Eukaryota, Viridiplantae, Streptophyta, Magnoliopsida, Malpighiales, Euphorbiaceae. The transcript has 5 exons. Gene Ontology annotation, molecular function: protein binding; RNA binding; zinc ion binding. The record is from RefSeq and is a predicted model, not a curated record. Bases 105 to 3743 code for a protein of 1212 amino acids. Gene Ontology annotation, biological process: RNA modification.